AUGUCGCUCGUGAGGCUCCCAAUGAGCCUGUCAAAGAGGAGCCAUUUUCUUGGACGCAAGAAACCGCAUCCGAUCUUCGUCAUCAUCCUCGUCGGACCACAUGAGGUGCCCUUCGGCAUCCAGAAAGACUUUCUCUGUGCCAGAUCGUCAUUCUACCGCAAGCACUUCAAGGAGAACUCUGCGCCCGACACCAUCGAGCACAUCGUGAAGCUGCCCCGCACCUCGGUUGAAGUCUUUGGUCUGACCCAACACUUUCUAUUCACUGGCCAAGUCUCAGACGAUGCCGACUCCAUCCCUUCCUACGAGGAUCUCAUUGGCGUUUGGAAGCUGGGUUAUGAGCUCGGCAUUGAUGGCCUCUGCGACACGACUCUCGAGGUAAUGACUGAGUGUAGACGAGUCACUCAGCACAUCCCCGCCACUCCGCUGCUUGUCCGGGUCUGGAGAGACACUCCUGAGGGCUCCGCAAUCCGGCAGCUUCUCUUGUCGUGGGCGGCCGAGUACAUGCGCUCUUCUGAGCAUAGAGCCGAGUUUGCCAAGUCACUCCCCCAGGAGGUUCUGAGUGAGCUCGUGGUAGCUAUGAGCUCCCUUGAGAAUCUGCCCGCUGGUCAAAGCCCAACUUCAGCGAAUUCCCCCCAGUCUGCCGAGCCUGCUCCGAGGAAGAGCGUGCACUACCUCGAGGAGGACAGUGAAGAGGAGCGCCAGUCCAAGAAGAACCGGAGGGCAUCUGCGCCGUUGCCCGCCUCUCAGAACUCCAAGGCAUACAACCGGGCCCCGCCUCCUCCUGUCCGGAAGGCCGCCGCUGCAGCUGCUGUUGCCUCGGCACCCAAGCAGAAGCCCGUGGUCCAGAAGCGUCGGAGUAUGCCUGCAGGCCCGACCGGUGAAAUUACCACGGAGAAAAAGGUUGAGUUCUGCUCUGACCUUCUUGACAGAAUGCUCUCUGGCCCUGGCUUCUGGACGCGUCUGGUCGGUCCUUUCAAGGAGCCCGUCGACCCCGCCGAGGAUGGCGUGCCCGACUACUUCGAUAAAGUGAAGAACCCGAUGGAUCUCAACACCAUCAAGGCUAAGAUGGCCAGAGGAGAGUACACCAAUGAGGACACAUUCGCCUCGGACGUCCGCCAGAUCUUCAACAACUGCUACACAUACUGGAAGAAGGGCGACCCCAUGUGGGUUGCAUGUGAGAAGUUCCAGAAGACAUUUGAGGAGAAGUAUUCUCAGAUGACCAAGAACAUCACCAAGAUGAUGAGAGAGCCCGUGGACUGA
Molecule: messenger RNA, 1260 nt
Organism: Colletotrichum karsti
Lineage: Eukaryota; Fungi; Ascomycota; Sordariomycetes; Glomerellales; Glomerellaceae
Exons: 3
Coding region: 1-1260 (419 amino acids)
Biological process (GO): regulation of DNA-templated transcription; chromatin remodeling
Cellular component (GO): chromatin; nucleus
Source: RefSeq, a predicted model, not a curated record